AGGCCUGCUUAUCAUGGUACAGUAGAUCUGAGCAUAAGCCAACGUCUCUGCUCGACGACGUCCCCAUUCCCCAAGAGAAGCACUUGAAAGAACUGCAGGAAGCCAGCACGAAUUACAGGCCAAUAUAAAUAAAACGAACGUCUAUCGAGAAAUUUAGUGUGGGUCGCCCUCCCACAGUACUUGUCCUAACCUAGUACAACCACAUCUCGACCAGCUCUGUGAGCGAAAAUGGCACUGCCGCCGGGUUGCGUGCGGAUAAAGUUCGCCUUUGGCGUUCACGGGCUGGACAUGAAGGCGGACGAGGUGGUAUCCGUGAUCGACGGGACGCAGGCCGCGUAUGCCGGCGUGAAACCGCAGUGGAAGCUGCUCAUGAUUGACGGCGAGGAAAUGGUCGACGAAACCUUGAUCCGACCGGCGCUCAUGAUAUCACCGUGUCAGCUUGGAAAAAUUUCCAAAAUGGAAAUAGGUAAAAUCAGCUUCCGUUACAGGGCACAUAACGCAAAAACAAGAAGGGACUGUCUUGCACAGGUCCUUGUAAUGCUUGUUAGGUCACGGGGCUACAAAAGGGUUGCCGUCAGCAAUCGUUGCUGCUUGCUAUCAUGACAGGAAAUUAUUUUACGCGCAACAUCAUUGCGCUAAUAGAAUGAGAAUAGACUCAACGCUCGAAGCGUUUGCGAAAUUCGUCCUGCUCCGCUAUAGAAACUGCGUAGUUUGCGGCUUCACAACAGUGUAUAGCGAUCCAAUGCAUCACAAACUUUUUCCUUUUUGUCGCUUUCCAACCUGACGCUCCCACACCUGAGAAAGUCCAAGUCCGGGAAAAAGUACGACAUCGUCUUUUCCAAGACGGCGGAGGAAAUGGUACUGAUUUUUUUGUCAUUUAAAAGUGAGGAGGACUUCUGUUCUGCGCUCGCUCUUCAUCACAUGCUUGAAAAAUGUUCGAUAUUGUGAAUCGUCUUCGUCGUGUGUCGAUACAGGGCCGGUAAGUAGCUGUGAACUACAAAUAAGUCCGGAGCAACAAUAAAGGAAUAAAUCAGAUUUUUGGUUGUAAUUUUUAUCAAAACAGCGCGCUGACAUUGCCGCCCAGGAGGCAGCAGAGGCAGCCAAAAGGGAGCGCAUGAUGGAAGAGGAGAGAGCCAGGAAAGCUGCAGAAGCGGAGAAAGCAGCAAAAGAAGGCGCGCACAAGGCCGAAGUGGAUGCCAAGAAAGCAGCGUACUUACUCUACUAUGUCGGAAAUAGAGGAUAUUCUGUAUUUGAAGCUUAUGAUCUUUGCACAGCGGAAAGAAUGUAUAAUCAUAAUAAAAAUCGGCUGGCGCUAGGAACAGAUCCGUCGAUGAGCAUGUUGACACGACCCAGCGAAUCGAUUCGUGAUACGAAAGUAUAAUUUCUACUUGGAUGCCGAAAAUGCUCUACCUCACUCUAGGUAUGCCGAGGGCCAGGCGGCAGCGCGCAAGGCAGCCUCGACAAAACCACCAUAUGAACUGCAAAUAUGUCUGGAUCCGGAAAAUAGCAAGAUUUGCGAUGCUUGUCUGACAUAAUUCUGAAGGCUGUGUUGCAUGGACACGAGAACAAGGUCCUUCUUCCUGUCUUGCAAAACUAGUCUUACCAUGCAUGGAGAAUACGCAACACACACCAGCUCAAAGACUUGUCAUGCUUUGCUGCGUGCAAUUCCAGUGCGCUUAUCAUUUACAGUCUCGCAAAAUAGUAGAACUUUCCAGGAGACACAGACGUAUUUGCAGUUGAUACACUAGAGGGCGUGACGAUAACCGUCAAGGAGCGCGAUGGACCGAAGGAGGCAGGAGACAACGAUGUCAUCAUCAAGUACUAGCGAGUUCUUUUGCGUCUUUUUUCAUGAGAUAGCUCCCUUUAAUAAACCCGUUUGAACGCUGUCAUUUGACAUGCAGUGUACGUCGCAAGAACUGGAUCCUCCUUCUCAACGGAAGAUGAUCGAUCCUUUUUUGAACAUCCACCUGGCAGGUAUGUCGACUACGCCGAGCCCUUUACACUGUCAGAGGACGGAAAGCUGACUAUCCUGAGUAAAAACGUCCCCACCCAAGAGUUGUGAUGCAGAUCUGCAAGCACAAGAGCGUUUGUAAUGCGCGAUCCCAUGAGGGGCAUUAUCACUAUCAGUCGUGUUUUGGAACUUGUAAUGCUGUAAACAGCAUAAGGAGAUCGAUUUGUUAUGCGGCUUCCCUUGCUAAACUGCACUGCACUACAACCUGCAAUUUGUCAUGCGUGGUUCCCAAAACUUGAAGGUUUGCGUUGCAAAAUCCCCAUCUUGACUCUGGGGUGGGGACGUUUUUACAUAGGAUACUGACCCAGAAGGACAUCGACGACGUGUACUGCAUCUCCGCCGUCAUGCCGAACUCCUUCAUGCACUUGUCGGUACAGAGAACAGUGAAUUUCAAUUUUUUUCGUCGUGUUCUAUUAUCACGCGCUUGCAUUCAAAAUGAAAAAUAAUUCUCAUUCGCACCAUGAGAUGAAAGAAGUGUUCCCGCAAUUUGUCAUUUGCCACGACGCACCAGAUUGUUCUCAUGUAAUGGGCGGGGGUUCCAUGAAGAAAAAAAUGUUUUUACUUCUGAAAAAAAUCAAGGUCCGCGAAUUUGUUGGGGACGAGGAGCAUUUGUACAUUCAGGAAGAGCCGCAGGGCGUGUGGGGCACUCUGACCCCGAAGAUGAACUACUUCCUCUACAUUCAGCAAGACCAGGCCACAUACGAGGAAGACAUGAAGCGCAUGAAGGAAGUCUGGGCCAACGCCGCGAAGGGUAAGUACUUACAUAUAACACCUAGAGUCAGUUGCUUUUGAUUUAUACAGAAGGGGACUAUGAUGAUUCAUUUGCAGAGUUCUUGGGUCACACGACGACUCUGCGUCACAAACAAGAUGACUGGGAAGGUCUUGCGUCGUGCAUUGAAGUGAUGACUCUUUGUUUAAGUAUUUGAACCAUACAAAGGACUGGUUUGUCGCUCAUCUUAGGUACUGAAGAAUACCUCUUGUCGUUUGGAAGGCAAGACGAAUAAUAGCCGCGCGACCGCAGAAGAACUCGCUGCGCCCGCUCGCCCGCCCUUCGCAAGACAAAAUGACCAUUACACGCCACUCGCAGGCGUCAGUACCUACCUACCAUGCGCGCGCCCGAUACAGCAAGAUUACGUCAACAGAUUUUUAGAAUUCCCAAAUUGAAAUGAUCUGACACAACACAUUCUAAACCAGCGUUACAUGUUCGCUGUCUCGCGCGCCCACACUACAACAUGCUGCCAGUGCCGCAACUGAACAUGAUGAACCCUUUCAGAAUUAUCCAGUUGUCUCUCCAAUCUGUCAAAACUCUCACUCUAGUAAAUGAAGAUCGCGUGGUCCUGGGGCAGUUUAAUUUUAUCGCGCCCAGGCCUUCUUGCCACGAUGCGAAUUCUUGUAAAAGCUGAAGUUGAGCGAGCUAUCGAGUUAAUGUAGCCCCAUCUGGGAAAGCAGAAAAAAAUGUCCGGUUAGAGAACUGCGCAGGAAAGAAGUUUAAUACCGAAAUAAUUGUCGUCGAUGCCCUGCUGUCCAGCUCUGCUUCCGCCCGCUGCGCCUCGCUGUUCUGUGUGCUACAAAAAAUACAAUUGUGUCGGUGCUCUCGGAGACGUUUGCAGUCCUGCCAUGACACUUGCCCGCGCGCUUCCUCAACAUGUUGAGGCUGCGAAAUGGAAUUCAAAUUUGGAUACAAUCUGUAGCAGCGUAAAACAUAAGUUGCCUAUAAGUUGCAAUAGUGAUACAUGCUGUUCUUUUUGCCUCGCGGCGUGUGCGCCGGCCCGAUUUGCGCCGCCCCGAUUUGCGCUAAGCAGGAGAAGAGAAACAGAGUACCGCCCUUGUCUGUACCGACAGACGAUGAAUUGCUGCCCCGCAUCGCGCAGCGCGUCCCUCACGAAAUGUCAAGAGGCUUACCGCCGCAGGAUAAGUAACCAGAUGAACCACGACCGAAUGAUUGAAUUCACUGCGCCGCGCGUCCUACGCGAAACUUGAACGCGCUUACCGCUGCAGGACAACGAACACGAACGCGCCAGCCGCCGCACUCCCACUCGCGCCGCGCCACACAAGAAUAAUGAGCCGUCGAAGUAGACAUGAUAGAUUGCGGCUACCCGAUGCUGCGUGCGCCAGAUGACCCUGAAGGUUUUUUCGCGGUUCCAAGAACACGCGCCGCGCUGCUCCGCACAUACCAGGGCUCUUUGUUCAUUUUGAUUUGAUGUUUCUUGCAGAUUUUCAUGAAGAAGAAAACGCAAAAAUAGCGGUUUAUUAAGAGGUCCAAUCCAAACCCUGUCCCCUCAAGAUGAAAUAGGAAAACGACACCCAAUUUUUCGUGACGCAGGUGAGCUGCCGACCAUGAAGGAGGGCUGCAGCUGCUUGUACGGCAGCCCGUGCGUGAAUCCGGACAACUGUAAGGAUUGGGACAAUCGGUACGCGGUGGCCAAGGCCAAUGGCGGCAACCCGAACAUGUUCCAGUAAGUGCGAUCGGGUUGGUGCUGCUCCGAAGGAUUCGAGAUUCCUUGCGAGUUUUGGCUCGAUAAGGGUUGUACACUUUGUAAUGUAAGAAUGAACAGACUUAAUACUAAGACAAGAACUUUUAGAGCAGCGAAAUAGAAGAAGUAAGUAGGAACUUCUCAAGGCGGUCGACGCAGUCCGACUACUUGGGAUGGGAAAAAAGAGCAGCCGGCCCGCACGCAUUAUCGGGGGGACUCGACGUCGCCGACGGUUCGGGCUUGCCUGAAUUUCACUUACACGACACAAAACUUCUAUAAUAACCCUUGUACAACAAGCAGACUGCAUCAACACCGAUAUUAUCUUCUACAGGGGCGGAACAUGAACACCGAUAUACAUGUAGAGUGUAGUUUCAGAUUGUCAAUCAGUAUUCAACUCUUUGCUUAUUCUACUUGAACCACCCGUCGAUGCUAAUCGUGUCAAAUAAAAGUGGGUGAGGAAUGAAUAAACGAAUCUACUACAACCGUGACAGAAGUCAACUGUAUCAUGUAUCAAUUACGUCACAAGAACUUCUGAGUCGCCAUGAACUUUUCAACAAGUAUGUCGUAUGCAAUGAC
Messenger RNA from Amoebophrya sp. A120, 5061 nucleotides. Lineage: Eukaryota; Dinophyceae; Syndiniales; Amoebophryaceae. The record is from the annotation of a GenBank genome assembly.